AGUGAGCCAGGAGCCAGGAUGGAGAGAAGAGAAGGAAAUGAAAGGGCCCUCCAGAGCGUUUACAACAUCAGCAGAACGAGCCACCCAACCUACAGGCCAAUUCUGCCCCGGAUGCACCGCUUCUCUUCCAUACCGCCCUACCUGCGCCGGUUCCUGCAGAAAAGCCGCAGCUGCGUUCGCCAUCUUUGUGCUUGCUCAUCGGGCUUCAACUGCGUCCUGCUGCUCUGCUUGUCCCCUUUACACUGGGUGCAGUUCGUGGUGCUGAAGGACAGGCAGAAGCUCUUGACGGGGCUCUGGACCUUAUGCCACCAUGAUCUCUGCUGGGGCAACACUUUGAAGGCCCCCUACUACCUCCAGUUCUCCAGGGCCUUCUUCCUCAUCUCUGCCUUCACCAUCCUCAUUAUUAUUAUAUGGUUCAGCAUCUCUCUCACCAAAGGGCCAGGAGACAAAACCUACAUAGAUCUGGGCAUAUCCAUCUUCUGUUUCAUUUCAGGCACCUGCCUACUCUUCUGCCUCAUCUUUUUCCUGGUGCAAGUGAAAUUGUAUAGUAAGAAUGUCUUGGAACCCCAUUUCCUGAUAGUCUACCACAUCAAUUGGUUGGGCAGUAUCCUCUACAUGAUGAUUGGGUUCCUCUCUGUACUCAAUCACUUAAGUUCUCAAGUUCCUCCUCCAGAUCAAAACCUCCUCGUGAUCCCUAUAAUAAGGACAAGGGUAGGAAAUAUGGCCACAGUGAAAUUGAGUCUAUCUGAGGGAGACUCAGGUGUUUCUUCAUGCAUGAGUAAGGCACCAGAAAGACAGUUGAGUUCAGUGGUACAAUCAAGGGCCCAAGCAGAAGCCGAGACAUAGACAGAGCCAGAGAUACACACAGGGCCAGAGAUAGGAAGUGAGUCAGUAAUAUGGAAUGGGUUAAUAGUUCAGGCAAGGUCAGCUACUGAGGUAGAACCAGCUGACACAGCAGAGUAGAGAACACAGUAGCAACUGUGAAUAUGUCAGGCAAUAGACCUGACAUUAAUGAAAAGAAAAUGAAGACCAGGGUGAUGAAGACAGACUCAGUUGAGAAAAAUGAUGAUAACGAGACAAAAAAAAGUUAAUCUUCGAUCCAGGGUAGUAGAGGGCAGAGAAAGAAUAAAAACAAAACAAGGCCCUGCAGAGAGAUUUCCCUUCAGAGCUGAAGAUAUUUGGUUGAUUCUGUUUGAAGAGGAGUAGGAGUAUCAGAGGUAAUUCUGAGAGGAGAUUAGGAUGACUGUUGAAUCCCACCCCCCACUAGAUUAUGCCUCACUCACCUAAUAGGUUGAUAUUAUGCAUGAAAGAGAGUCAUUUGUAUGCUAUAGGUCCAAGAUGCCAACAACCUAUAAAUCACAA
This is a messenger RNA of Bubalus bubalis (water buffalo), 1362 nucleotides long. RefSeq names its product transmembrane protein 202. Bases 19 to 846 code for a protein of 275 amino acids. The transcript is spliced from 5 exons. The record is from RefSeq and is a predicted model, not a curated record. Lineage: Eukaryota; Metazoa; Chordata; Mammalia; Artiodactyla; Bovidae.